Malaclemys terrapin pileata is the source of this 3381-nucleotide messenger RNA. RefSeq names its product SH3 domain containing 21 (gene MNMIP1). Bases 1039 to 2712 code for a protein of 557 amino acids. NCBI's taxonomy places the organism in Eukaryota, Metazoa, Chordata, Testudines, Emydidae. The transcript is spliced from 16 exons. The record is from RefSeq and is a predicted model, not a curated record. Gene Ontology annotation, molecular function: protein binding.
GUUCGUGGGGCCCAUCUGGUCAGGGGUGGGGGGCAGGAGAUGUGCCUGGGGACAUUGGGCGCUGCCCACCUCACCCCACAGACACUCGGCAAUCCAUGGAUGUCACCGUAACCCUUGUUCAGGACAGACGGGAGCGAGCCAGGCUGCCUGUGACGCUGUGGAGUGACAGUGAAUUAUACAGGCUCGGGGCUGGGCCUCGGCUGAGCGGCCCCUUCAGCGGGGGGGCCUCUGAUCCCACGCCCGUGUGUCACUGGGGCUAGCCAGCUCCCUGAGCUGAAAGCUUUGGCUUGUGUAGGGACCCCCUGCAGGGCUGGCUCCUAGAGCUCACUCCCCGUCCACACGCUGAGAGGGGAGAAGCCAGGCGCCUGCUCCCAAAUGCUCAGUAGCCACCCAGCCUGGGGAGUGCACACACACACCCCCGGGGCCCAGAGACCACGUCGUCUCCUCCCCUCUGGGGCCCAGGGACCGUGCCACCCCCCUCCCCUUUGGGGCCCGGGGACCGCGCCGCCCUCCAUCCCCCUGGGGUCCGGGGACCACGCCGCCUCCUCCCCUCUGGGGCCUGGGCAAUGUACCCACCUCCUCCCGCUCUGGGGCCCAGAGACCAUGCUGCCCCCCAUUUCCCCUGGGGCCCGGACACCACUCUACUCUCCCCUGCCCGGGGAGCACGUCACCUCCUCCCCUCUGGGGCCCUGGGACCACCCGCUCCCUGGGGAGCACGUCACCACCCCCCUGGGGUCCGAGCAAUGUACCGCCCCCUCCCCCCUGGGACCCGGGGACCGCGCCGCCCCCCUCCCCUCUGGGGCCCGCAUGAGUUGUCCCCACCUGCACCGCCAGGCCCUUGGCGUUACUCGGCGGCUCAAGGCCCUGCCCCACUGAGCACCUGCGCGCCAGCCCCCGCUAGCGUAACUGUUGGCUAUAGAAGUGCCCAGACACAGCCAGUCCCGGCCCCAACGGGCUCACAAUCUAACCGAGGGGGGGAGGCACCAUCCAGGUGAGCUCCAGCCCUGACGCUCGCGCCCCCAUGGGCAGCACAGAGAGAUGGCUCCAGGCCCUGCGCCCUUGCACCAGGCUGGGCAAACUGAGGGCAGCUCACGGGCUCAGGCUCCCACACUGGCCCAGCCUUGUUCAGGAAGCUCCGCUCCUGCCCCCAAGCCUCCCUCUCUCCCGGUGCUAGGGGAGGUCCUGGUUCUGGUGGAUUUUGCUGGGCAGCGGGAUGAUGAGCUGCAGCUGAAAGCCGGGGACAUCGUGCAGAAGGUGGAGUCGGGCCCGGAGGAGGGAUGGCUGCAGGGGGAGCUGGCUGGCAAGACGGGGCUCUUCCCCCGGCAGUUUGUGCAGGAAAUCCCAACGUCUCUCAUGGCUGACGGAGGUCGGAGGUGCCCCCGCUCGACCCGCUUUGCGAAGAAGCCGCCGGUGCAAGGGCAGCGCUGGUGCAAGGUGAACUUCAGCUAUACAGCGGAGAAGGCAGAUGAGCUGCAGCUGAAGGCCGGGGAGCUGGUGCAGAUCCUGCAGGAGAUCGAGGAUGGCUGGUGGCUGGGCAGGAAGAACGGCCAGGUUGGUGCUUUCCCCUCCAACUUCGUCCAGGAGCUGGACAGGCUGCCCCCAGGGCUGGUGGCCCCAGAGCCCCUCCUGAAGAAUGGGGCUGGGAAGCAGAGACAGAAGCUGACUGAUGAGACCUUCAUCAUAAAGGAGGCAGAGAAGCCAGAGCCCCCCAAGAAGUUGGAGAAGCCCAUCGCCGCAGCCCAGAACCCCCCGCCAAGCCAGCCCCUGCAGCCCUACUGCGAGGCCGAGUACUGCAAGGCCAUGUUCGACUACGAGCCGGAGCUCCAGGACGAGCUGCAGCUGAAGAGAGGAGACGUGGUUUUGGUUCUCUGCAAGGAGACGGAGGAGGAGGGCUGGUGGGAAGGGGAAUGUGGUGGCAAGAGAGGCCUCUUCCCCGAUAACUUUGUGAUGCUGCUGCAGCCCCUGGUGCCAAAGAUUAAGGCGGUGGUGCCCUCGCGGAGCCAGGAGUCGAUCUUCAGGCCGGAGAAGAAAGUCUCCAGCGCCAUCAAAGCGGAGCUGCGGCCCACACACAAACCCAAAGAGCCCAAGGUGCAGAAGAAGAUGGACCUGCCCAAGAUGAACCUCCCUGCCAGCAAGAAAGCGGCUCCAGCCCCUCCCGUCCCUGCCAAGACCAAACUGGUCUCCAGCCUUGCCGGCAGGCCCCCCUGCACCCCGACGAACUGUGUCCCAGCCAGUGCGGAGAAGAGCAAGCCCAAGGACCCAGAUGCAAAUUGCUUUGAUGCCGUCCUGAUCUCCAAUGCCAAACUGAGCCACCCGACCACGACCCGUCCCAAAAUGCCAGGCAGGAAGCCGCCCAGCCAGCCGCUCGCUAGCUCUCCGGACGUGAAGGUGCCUCUGCUCCCAGCCAAGAGCAGCGUCCAGGCCAGGGAACUGCAGCCCCUGGAGAGCCUGGGCGACCCCCCCAAGGCACAGGAGAAGCUGUCCCUGGAGGAACUGGUGGCCGAGCUCCGGUCCCUGCGCAUCCUGAUGGACCUGAUGAGGGUGCAGCACCAGAAGGACAUGGAGGAGCUCAAGAUGGCAAUCAAGGAGGAGCAGGCCAAGCGAAUGGUGCUGCAGGUGGAAAUCGAGAGCAUGAAGCAGAUGCCUGCCCUCGAGGGAGCAGGAGUGGCUGGGCCGGGCAGUGAACUGGAGGUACUGCCGGCCACGCUGUGACGUCCACUGUGCAGAGGCCUCGCUCUGCAAACUCUGCUGGGGCCGUUAAACUUGCAAGAGAAUCACUGGCCAUUGAUUCCCCUUGGUGUCUGUUCACCCCGAGGCCAGCUCCCUGCCACGGGGAGUGGGGAGAAGGCCCAGAGCCCCUCCAGCUCAUCUCCUGCUGCGUCUGCUCACUGGGCCCUCCCUCGGGGGAAGCACUGUGAGGGGCUCUGGGCCACGCAGCCCCCUGAGCGCUGUGGUGGGGCUCAGCCCUUGGCCUGCUGUGGGGCCCGCUGGGCUGACCCUCUGGGGGAUACUGGUUUUGUGAUGGGCAGCAUGGGGCACCUAGGGGCUGCCAGGGGAGUUAGCAAUGCCCUAGCAGGACCAGAGUGUGAAUGCUGGCAGCGCACAGGCCUGGUCUCACCGGGGGGGGGCUGGCUGCUGCCUGGAUUUGGGCAGUCAUCACCCCCCGAGCCCUGUCACCUGCUCAGCUCCAAAUGUCCUGCCUAUAGAUCAAAGGAGGCCCCUCCGUCCCCCUGCCCCGGGAGAGGCCGCCCCAUGUCCCAGCAGCAUCUGUCCCUCUCUGGAGAUUGGUCCUGAGCUCCUGGCUCUCCUCUUCUGCCCUGACCUGUCCCAGCCUUGGCCUGUACUCGUCCCCGUGCUGGGGGGUGUGUGUGUGUGUGUGUG